UCUGCUACAGCACCAUCAUCUGACUCGGCUUCUGCGACAGCACCAUCAUCUGAUUCGGCUUCUGCGACGACAUCAUCACCUGACUCAGCACCGUUAUCUGCAACUUCGCUCUCACUGCCAGCACCAUCAUCCGACUCGGCUUCUGCGACAGCACCAUCAUCCGACUCGGCUUCUGCGACAGCACCAUCAUCUGACUCGGCUUCUGCGACAGCACCAUCAUCUGAGUCGGCUUCUGCGACAGCACCAUCAUAUGAGUCAUCUUCUGCGGCAGCACCAUCAUCUGAGUCAUCUUCUGCGGCAGCAUCAUCAUCUGACUUCGACUCGGCUUCUGCGACAGCACCAUCAUCCGACUCGGCUUCUGCUACAGCACCAUCAUCUGACUCGGCUUCUGCGACAGCACCAUCAUCUGAGUCGGCUUCUGCGACAGCACCAUCAUCUGAUUCGGCUUCUGCGAUGACAUCAUCACCUGACUCAGCACCGUUAUCUGCAACUUCGCUCUCACUGCCAGCACCAUCAUCCGACUCGGCUUCUGCGACAGCACCAUCAUCCGACUCGGCUUCUGCGACAGCACCAUCAUCCGACUCGGCUUCUGCGACAGCACCAUCAUCUGACUCGGCUUCUGCGACAGCACCAUCAUCUGAGUCGGCUUCUGCGACAGCACCAUCAUCUGAUUCGGCUUCUGCGAUGACAUCAUCACCUGACUCAGCACCGUUAUCUGCAACUUCGCUCUCACUGCCAGCACCAUCAUCCGACUCGGCUUCUGCGACAGCACCAUCAUCCGACUCGGCUUCUGCGACAGCACCAUCAUCUGACUCGGCUUCUGCGACAGCACCAUCAUCUGAGUCGGCUUCUGCGACAGCACCAUCAUUUGAGUCGGCUUCUGCGACAGCACCAUCAUCUGAGUCGGCUUCUGCGACAGGACCAUCAUCUGACUCGGCUUCUGCUACAGCACCAUCAUCUGACUCGGCUUCUGCGACAGCACCAUCAUCUGAGUCGGCUUCUGCGACAGCACCAUCAUCUGAUUCGGCUUCUGCGACGACAUCAUCACCUGACUCAGCACCGUUAUCUGCAACUUCGCUCUCACUGCCAGCACCAUCAUCCGACUCGGCUUCUGCGACAGCACCAUCAUCCGACUCGGCUUCUGCGACAGCACCAUCAUCUGAAUCGGCUUCUGCGACAGCACCAUCAUCUGAGUCGGCUUCUGCGACAGCACCAUCAUCUGAGUCGGCUUCUGCGACAGGACCAUCAUCCGACUCGGCUUCUGCUACAGCACCAUCAUCCGACUCGGCUUCUGCGAACGGACCAUCAUCCGACUCGGCUUCUACGACAGCACCAUCAUCCGACUCGGCUUCUGCGACAGCACCAUCAUCCGACUUGGCUUCUGCGACAGCACCAUCAUCUGAGUCAUCUUCUGUGACAGCACCAUCAUCUGACUCGGCUUCUGCGACAGCACCAUCAUCCGACUCGGCUUCUGCGACAGCACCAUCAUCCGAUUCGGCUUCAGCGACAGCACCAUCAUCUGAGUCGGCUUCUGCGACAGCACCAUCAUCUGAUUCGGCUUCUGCGACGACAUCAUCACCUGACUCAGCACCGUUAUCUGCAACUUCGCUCUCACUGCCAGCACCAUCAUCCGACUCGGCUUCUGCGACAGCACCAUCAUCCGACUCGGCUUCUGCGACAGCACCAUCAUCCGACUCGGCUUCUGCGACAGCACCAUCAUCCGACUCGGCUUCUGCUACAGCACCAUCAUCUGACUCGGCUUCUGCGACAGCACCAUCAUCUGAGUCGGCUUCUGCGACAGCACCAUCAUCUGAUUCGGCUUCUGCGACAGGACCAUCAUCCGACUCGGCUUCUGCGACAGCACCAUCAUCCGACUCGGCUUCUGCGACAGGACCAUCAUCCGACUCGGCUUCUGCGACAGCACCAUCAUCCGACUCGGCUUCUGCGACAGCACCAUCAUCUGACUCGGCUUCUGCGACAGCACCAUCAUCUGAUUCGGCUUCUGCGAUGGCAUCAUCACCUGACUCAGCACUGUUAUCUGCAACUUCGCUCUCACUGCCAGCUCCGUCGGUAUCAUUUGCAGCUUCAUCAGCCCUCAGCAGGGCUACAAGAAGUGUAAGAAGGAGUAUUGACCACAGCUUCAUGACUGACCUACAAUGUUGA
Messenger RNA from Bolinopsis microptera, 2163 nucleotides. Its product is annotated as pneumococcal serine-rich repeat protein-like. Lineage: Eukaryota; Metazoa; Ctenophora; Tentaculata; Lobata; Bolinopsidae. The annotation marks the transcript as partial. The record is from RefSeq and is a predicted model, not a curated record. The transcript is spliced from 2 exons.